Entamoeba invadens IP1 is the source of this 657-nucleotide messenger RNA. RefSeq lists its product as hypothetical. The transcript has a single exon. Bases 1 to 657 code for a protein of 218 amino acids. The record is from RefSeq and is a predicted model, not a curated record. NCBI's taxonomy places the organism in Eukaryota, Evosea, Mastigamoebida, Endamoebidae.
AUGAGUAAUGGAAUAAUCGACUUUUCAAAGUACAUCGCGUUUUCGUACGUACCUUUGGAAGAGGACGAGAUGAAGUUUCGUCUUGAUGUUGACUUCAUAUGUCCCCCCGAUUUUGAUAUUGAUAAUGUCUGUCUUGGCCUCUACUGCUUCCGGCGGUUUAAGCUAAAGAACUACACGUCCCUUCUUCCGUUACAGAAGGAGCAACAGCAAUACCAGUUUCCUAUUAACCUUCCUGAUGGAUUUUAUGAUGUCAAAAUUCUACGAAUGGAAGGGUUGAAGUACUUGGAGCUUUACACAGAGAAGAAGAUUCACGUGACAAAGGUUCCCGCAUUACAAAUUUCUGCAAAUUUCCUUCCCCAAAAGUCCGUUCUUUCCGUCACUCUCAAUCACUCACCUUUCAAAGGUGAUUAUUUUGGAGUUUUUUUCAGUUCCACUGACUCGAUGCGAGAAAAACACAUGAUUGACCACACCAAACAUUUUUUUUCGUCUGCAAAGAAAGAGUGUUUCUUUAGAGUAAAUUCUGAUUUCUUCGAAAAAGGAAAAGAAUAUGAAAUUAGGUAUUUUAGGGGUGACUGUUCGAUAGAGGCGAUCAAUUACGUCACAAAGUGGGACAUCACUUUCAUUCCAUCCGCAAUCUCAAACACAUUCUCUGUUUGA